GGAGCACUGCAAAUGAUGAAAACUGUCAUCUAUUUCUUCAUUUCCAGUUUGAAAAUCAUGAAAAAUGGGAACACCACCUCUGAUUUCAUUCUCCUAGGACUCUUUAACCAUACAGAAGCCCAUCUAUUUCUCUUUGCAAUGGUUCUCACAAUUGCCUUCGCCUCCCUAGUGGGAAAUGCCCUCAUGAUUCUCCUGAUUCACCAAGAUGCCCGGCUCCACACACCCAUGUACUUCCUACUGAGCCAACUCUCCCUCAUGGACAUGAUGCUGGUCUCUACCAUUGUGCCCAAAAUGGCUACUAACUACUUGACUGGAAAGAUGUCCAUCUCCCCUGCUGAGUGCGGGUUGCAGAUAUUCUUCCUUCUAACUUUAGGAGGGGGUGAGUGUUUCCUCUUAGCAGCCAUGUCCUAUGACCGGUAUGUGGCUGUUUGUCACCCACUGCGAUACCCAGACCUCAUGAGCUGGCAAUUAUGCCUGAAAAUGACUGUGGGGUCUUGGGUCCUGGGGGCAGCUGAUGGGCUCAUGCAGGCUGCUGCUACCCUGAGUUUUCCAUUUUGCGAUGCACAUGAGAUCAAUCACUUCUUCUGUGAGGCCCCUACUCUGGUGGGUUUAGCUUGUGCCGACACGUUUGUCUUUGAGUAUGUGAUGUACAUAUGCUGUGUGUUAAUGCUCCUGGUCCCAUUUUCUCUCAUUCUGAUUUCCUAUAGUCUCAUCCUUGCUGCAGUUCUCCAGAUGCAUUCUAGAGAAGCCCGCAAAAAGCCUUUUGCCACCUGCUCCUCACAUCUUUCUGUGGUGGGACUCUUUUAUGGAGCUGCAAUUUUUACCUAUAUGCAACCCAAAUCCUACAGGUCAGCUCACCAUGAUAAAGUAGUGUCAGUGUUCUAUACUAUCUUCACCCCUGUACUCAAUCCCCUCAUCUACAGUCUGAGAAACAGUGAAGUCAAGGGUGCCUUGAGAAAGUGUAUGGGUCAGUGUUCUGCCUUAAGUCAGGGUUAAGAUUACAUAGAUUUGCUCUAAAUUUAAAGUCUGUAUAAGGUGACUGUGUAGGAUUUUCUAGAGAAAAGGUGUAUAUGUAUUAUAUCUACAUCCAUUACUAGUUUACUUUGAAAUUCUAACAUCCCUCCAUAGUUUGGAUCUUUUACUAUGCUCUC
Molecule: messenger RNA, 1151 nt
Organism: Leopardus geoffroyi (Geoffroy's cat)
Lineage: Eukaryota; Metazoa; Chordata; Mammalia; Carnivora; Felidae
Product: olfactory receptor 2T8-like
Exons: 1
Coding region: 13-996 (327 amino acids)
Biological process (GO): G protein-coupled receptor signaling pathway
Cellular component (GO): membrane
Molecular function (GO): G protein-coupled receptor activity; olfactory receptor activity
Source: RefSeq, a predicted model, not a curated record